UGACGUCACCGGGCUGACUCUCUUCCUGCUGCAUCACAGCAGCCUUUAGCAGCUCUGGUAGUACUUGCGACCGCGGGGACGGAAUACACACGGCCAGUUCGCAGGUUACUAACUACCCCCUGACAGCUUUCGCGGCAUCCCGACACAGGGGCUAGGCGUCAGGGAACCGGUUGCAGCGCGAUAACCUCCCCCUCCCCGCUUCCAGCUGUUGGGAUAUGGCCAGGCCGGAACAGGUUCUGCUCUUGGAGCCUCAGCACGAACUGAAAUUCAGAGGUCCGUUUUCAGACGUGGUCACCACAAAUCUUAAGCUCUCCAACCCUACAGACAGGAAUGUAUGUUUUAAGGUCAAGACGACGGCGCCCCGCCGGUACUGCGUGCGGCCUAACAGUGGCAUCAUUGAUGCAGGCACCUCUAUCAACGUCUCUGUCAUGUUGCAGCCUUUUGAAUAUGAUCCCAAUGAAAAGAGCAAGCACAAGUUUAUGGUCCAGUCCAUGUUAGCGCCUCCUGACAUGACCGACAUGGAGGGAGUGUGGAAAGAAGCAAAGCCAGAGGAGUUGAUGGACUCUAAGCUGAGGUGUGUCUUUGACAUGCCGGUGGAGAAUGAAAAGACGCAUGACAUGGAGUCCAACAAGAUGUCGUCGAGCUUGCUGAAGUCGGAGUCGUCUGCGCUGCCCACAAAGUCACUGAGCUCCACCUUGGACGACGGAGAAGUAAAAAAGAUCAUGGAGGAGUGCAAGCGGCUGCAGAUGGAGGCUCAAAGGCUACGGGAAGAAAACAAACAGAUAAGAGAGGACGAUGGUCUCCGGAUGAGGAAGAGCAACGUCAUGUCGUCCCAGCACGCCUCGGGCUCCAUGAAGAGGGAGGAAGGGUUGAGCGCCCGCUCCGUGGCCCUCAUCCUGCUCUUCUUCAUCAUCGGCGUCAUCGUGGGGAAGCUGGUGUUGUAGAGCGCAGCUCUCGGGUCGGCCGCCGCAUGCUUUCAUGGUGGAUGAAAACAAACAGGAUCUGGGAUUUUUGGAUCAGAAUGCCAUAACUGCUGGGUGGGUGGGGUGGGGUGGGG
Molecule: messenger RNA, 1057 nt
Organism: Fundulus heteroclitus (mummichog)
Lineage: Eukaryota; Metazoa; Chordata; Actinopteri; Cyprinodontiformes; Fundulidae
Product: vesicle-associated membrane protein-associated protein B/C
Exons: 6
Coding region: 216-944 (242 amino acids)
Biological process (GO): endoplasmic reticulum membrane organization
Cellular component (GO): endoplasmic reticulum membrane; plasma membrane
Molecular function (GO): FFAT motif binding
Source: RefSeq, a predicted model, not a curated record